AUGAUUUCUCAAGCAUUGCUAAGAUCAGAAACCAAAAAGCAAAGUCUCAUCUCUAGACCUUCCUCAAAAAGUAACAAUUUUCUCCCUGAAAUUAUUCAAACUCCCUCUUCAAAUUAAUUACGAAAACAAUAAAACAGCAUCUUGAUUCCUUCAAAAGGUAUGGAUUUACUCAAUCUCCAUAAAAUCCCUAAUCUUGAACCUGCUGCUGAACAAUUCACAUCUAGAAUUGAAUUACAAAGAAAAGAACUUAUUAGAGAAAUAUUUAGAGAAGAAAAAAAGUAAUCCAUACUCAAACCAUUUACAAAAUAAUAAUAUGAAUAAAAUCAUCGUCACAUCUUCAAAAAAGAAGAAAAUAUGUAAGAUUAACAAAUGCAAUUAAAAAGUAUUCUCAAAAGAAAAAGUUCAAACAGUCGAGAACAUACUGAUAUAUUUGAUUUCUUCGAGCUUGAUAAUUAAGAUUUUAAAUAAUAAUAAUAAUAAAAAUCCAAUUUGAAUAUGUUAAAACAUAAUAAGCAGGUUUCGUUAUAACCAAUCUAAAAAGAAGAUUACUCACCUAAAGUUAGUCCUGGAAAGAAAAUAGUUUCAUUCAAUAGACAAAUAUAAAUAAAGGUGAUUGAUCCUAACGAAGAAAAACCAAAAUCGAAUCAGAAAUCUUUUAGAAGAUUGUAUACGAUGGCAGAUCUUCUAGAUAAAUAAUGA
Messenger RNA from Paramecium tetraurelia, 699 nucleotides. RefSeq lists its product as uncharacterized. The transcript has a single exon. The record is from RefSeq and is a predicted model, not a curated record. NCBI's taxonomy places the organism in Eukaryota, Ciliophora, Oligohymenophorea, Peniculida, Parameciidae.